Messenger RNA from Mytilus californianus (California mussel), 4044 nucleotides. RefSeq lists its product as uncharacterized. Lineage: Eukaryota; Metazoa; Mollusca; Bivalvia; Mytilida; Mytilidae. The record is from RefSeq and is a predicted model, not a curated record. The coding region runs from base 1 to 4044 and encodes 1347 amino acids. The transcript has 19 exons.
AUGGCUAUAACAACACCAUACAAUGUGUACUAUAUGACUUUUAUUUCAGGAUGUCCCUGGAUGGCUAUAACAACACCAUACAAUGUGUACUAUAUGACUUUUAUUUCAGGAUGUCCCUGGAUGGCAAUAACAACACCAGACAAUGUGUACUAUAUGACUUUUAUUUCAGGAUGUCCCUGGAUGGCUAUAACAACACCAUACAAUGUGUACUAUAUGACUUUUAUUUCAGGAUGUCCCUGGAUGGCUAUAACAACACCAUACAAUGUGUACUAUAUGACUUUUAUUUCAGGAUGUCCCUGGAUGGCUAUAACAACACCAUACAAUGUGUACUAUAUGACUUUUAUUUCAGGAUGUCCCUGGAUGGCUAUAACAACACCAUACAAUGUGUACUAUAUGACUUUUAUUUCAGGAUGUCCCUGGAUGGCAAUAACAACACCAGACAAUGUGUACUAUAUGACUUUUAUUUCAGGAUGUCCCUGGAUGGCAAUAACAACACCAGACAAUGUGUACUAUAUGACUUUUAUUUCAGGAUGUCCCUGGAUGGCAAUAACAACACCAGACAAUGUAUAUUGUACUUAUGACUCAAUGUGUUUAGGUGUAGAAUGUUGUCUUAAUGUCAAACUGUUCAUGUUCCUGUACACUGUUAAAGCCUAUGCUAGAUAUGAUCCAUGUGACUACAGGUUGAGUGUUGGAUUAGGAGACGACAGUUACUCAGUCCAAUUUGAUAUGGGAUAUGAUGGAGUAUCAGAUGAGAUAAUUACAGGAUUUGAUGUUGAUUUGCUGGAUCUUGUUUGCUUGAUAAAGUACGACAUUCAGAAGACAGAUAUUGGACUAAUUGCUUCAGUUGGUGUAGGGUUUUGUGACAGUUCUGACACUGAUAACUGUGUGGCUUUCAUUAGUCUCCUAGCUAAUGCUGUAUUGCCAUUACCAAUAUGUAAAACUGAUGGAACUAUCACAUGGCCUCAAGAUUGUAAGACUGUUGUUCCUGUAGAUAUAAUUUUUGUUAUUGAUGAAUCUGGCAGUGUUGGAGAAGAUCAUUUCAGAGAUUCAAUGGAUGCCUUGGUAAAUGCUGUUGAAAAACUGGCUAUUGCUGAAAACUUUGUUCGAGUUGGUGUCAGUUUAUUUGCUGGUACAGGAACGUCUAGGACAUUGUUACAACUGAACUCGGAGUAUGAUAAAGAGGCUGUCAAACAAGUUAUGAGUGAGGCAGUCUAUCAGAAAGGUUCACACACAGAAAUAGGGGAUGCCUUCCAGUAUGUCUGUGAUGAUAUGUUUGUACACUCCAAAGGUGACCGAUCCGAUGCCCAGAACUAUCUUAUUCUAUUAACUGAUGGCAAAUCUAAUUCUGGUGCAAAUCCAGUCAGAGUUCAGGCUGCAGCAUGUAAAGAUAAGGGAAUAAGAAUUGCUACUGUAGGGAUUGGAUCAAAUACAGAUGAAGAUUUACUGAAAGAAGUUGCCUAUUCUAUGCCUAAUUAUUAUCUAUCAACUGAUUAUGAUAAACUACCAGAAACUUUGCCUAAUCUGGUUAUUCAAACCAUGGAUUGUAGUACAGAGUGGGUUUUGAACUUUGAAUACAAAGACUAUUUUGAUCUAGAUGCCAUAAAAUCUAAAAUUGAAAAGGCAGCAAAGAACAAGUUACUGGAUGCUGUAGGAAAAUUACAAGAGGAAUUAUUUAAGGCACUUGGUCUACCAGAGGGUUUCUUACAAAGCACUGGACCAUGUGUGAGACCAGACAAAAUGAAAUUAUCUCAACUUAAAAAGGAGUUGGAGAAUAGAGGACUGAGUACAACUGGUUCUAAUGGAGAUCUUAUAUCCAGAUUGCAAAGCAAUGAUAGAAGAUGUGAAACACUUGGCACUACCUUGUAUUUACCAGAAAUUACCAAUCCCUGGUUGAAAGAUCAUCUGUACUACUCAAUAUCUAAUGACUGUCUACGUUUGGAUGUCUGUGUCGACAUCUCUUUUACUAUUGGUAGCUUUGAUUAUUCCAAAUCCUUCAAUGCUUUCCUUGAGCUAGACUUCUGCAAGUUUUUGAUUAAUUAUGGAAUUGAGUCAGAGACUAAAUCAGUAAUUCUCAUCAGCUACAACUGGGGUCAGAUAGAGAAACUAACAGUAACAAAGGAUUUUCAAGUACUACUUUCCGUUGAUAAAGAUACAUACAAGAAAGUAUUCAAACUAGAUUUUGGUUUGAGAAUAUGUUUUAAAGGUGACUGUGUGAUAGAUCAGAUGUUUUUAGAGGACCAUGAAAUACCAAUUCCUAUUUGUAAUGAAAAUUUCACAUUCUCAGGAGACUCAAUCCUUGCAUUAGUGCAAGCUAUUGGAGGUAAAAUGACUGAGGAUGUUUUUGAUAUGGUUCUGAAGUAUCUUGGACUUGAUAAACACUUUAAAACUGGACAAUGUAAUGUUCAAGAAGGACCAAAAGAUUGUCCUGUGACGAUUAACCCACAAAAGUAUCUACCAGCCAACAUCAGAACAAUGUUACAGUGUGAAAUGACAGAAAAUUGUUUUGGUUUGGAUUGCUGUAUAGACUUAUCAUUCCAACUACCACUGGGAGAUAGGAUGGUCACCUACCAUAUGGUCCGAGUACACAGUGAGAAGAAUGUUCUUUCUAUUGGAAAUGGUGAUCCAGCACCUGUAUCUAUUGAAUAUUCUAUUGACAAGAUGGAAGGCAGUCAGGGCUUCAUCAUUGAUGCCAAGAUCAUGAUAUGUUUUCCUAUUGAUGGUGAUUUGUUCUGUGCACCUGAUGGAGGAAUUCAUAUCUUAAAACAGCAAACAUUACCAAUUUGUUCUCAAGAGUUUUAUGACUGGUUAAAAGACUGUAAGACAGUUACACCAGCUGAUAUCAUAUUUGUUUUGGAUGAGUCUGGAAGUGUUGGCCAGGAGCAGUUCACUUUGGCCUUGGAAGCUAUAUCAGAGACCACAGACAAACUGGCCGUAGGGGAAAAUCUGAUUCGUGUUGGGAUGUCUAUGUUUGGAGGAACUGGCACCUCUAGAACAGGUUUUGACCUGGAUACCAGCUAUGACAAAACUGUAAUAAGUCAGAAUAUACUUAAGAUAUCCUAUAAUAAACAAGGAUAUACCGAUAUUGGUGAUGCUUUGAGGUAUGCAUGUGAAGACAUGUUUGUUUCCAGCAAGGGAGACAGAGGAGAUGAUGUAAAGAACUAUGUAGUGUUGAUGACAGAUGGACAGUCCAAUAGAGGGAGUACACAGACAGGAGUGAAUACCUGUAGAAAUAAUGAUGUAACAAUCAUAGCUGUGGGGAUAGGUGAUGGUAUUAGCAGGACUGAGUUGUUAUCUGUUGUACAGGAUCCUAACCAUUUCAUCAAUACAACUUAUGUUGAACUACACGAAACUCUACCGGACAUUGUUACAAAAUAUAUAGACUGUAGUGCAGAUAUUUCAUCUUUAAUUUCUGAUUGGUUAAAACAAGCUGAUAUGGAAGUUUUGGAUGGAGUAAAAGAAGGUGGGAAACAACUGAUACUAAAAAGGCUUGGCCUUUAUGAUUUUUUCAGUGGACCUUACUGUGACAGGGAGAGAAAACCCUUCACUCCAAAUGUUGGCGGAUGGAAUAAUGAGUGUCCAUUAGGAACAUUCGGAAUACAAGACCUACCAGACAACAUGGCAUGCCAUUUUAAGGACACUUGUACUGGAAUAGAAUGCUGUAUAGAUAUUCCUGGUCUUGGUCUAACCUUACAUCCAUUUAUCAUCAUAGACCCAUGUGAAUAUACAGUAAACUAUGGUGUCAACACAAUUAAUGAAACUAUCAGGCUUAUUAACUAUGAAUGGGGAAAAACAGAAAAGAUCAAUCUUGCUGGUGGUGUAAUACAAUUACAAAUGGUCAUUAAAAAACCUCAUGGGAUGAAAAAGUUUAUAAUGUACCUAUCAGCUAAAGCUUGCUUUGAAGAAAGAUGUGUUCCAGAUGUUAAGAUAUUUGAUGGAACAGAGAUUCCUCAGCCUAUCUGUGAUUUGUAUGCUGAUUACAAUUUUAAAGGUAAAACUAAGUUACUAUUCUAUAUGGUCAUUUCAUUAGGGAAAUUAGAAACUUAG